CUUGUUAGUUUACACCUUGAGGGUAUGAUAGUUGCCCGAGUCAAUCUGGGCCUGUGAAGGGGGUAAGUAAGGGCGAAUCAUCCACAGAUCGGGUUCCUUCCAUGGAAGAGGUUUAUAUUUUUUUUUUUAAUUUGAUCGAAUGGUUCCUAAUCAGAAUUCAUCAGAAAAAGGCAAACACCUAGGAGGUAAAGAAAUAAUAGAAAGCUGAAAGAAAAAGGGGACUGAAUAUAUUCAACGGGUACUAUAGGCUAGCUGUUACUGUCCUAUAACUUUUUCCGCAAGGUUUCUAUUAUUAUGAUGCACCUCAGCCAUUUGAGAAACACAAUCUUUAAAAGGUACCGUCUUCAAACACAGAACCUCCUGGAUUGAUAAAAUGA
Paramecium sonneborni is the source of this 377-nucleotide messenger RNA. Lineage: Eukaryota; Ciliophora; Oligohymenophorea; Peniculida; Parameciidae. The record is from the annotation of a GenBank genome assembly.